Onychomys torridus (southern grasshopper mouse) is the source of this 1072-nucleotide messenger RNA. It is a transcript of the gene C8H22orf39, whose product is annotated as chromosome 8 C22orf39 homolog. The transcript has 3 exons. The coding region runs from base 37 to 384 and encodes 115 amino acids. Lineage: Eukaryota; Metazoa; Chordata; Mammalia; Rodentia; Cricetidae. The record is from RefSeq and is a predicted model, not a curated record.
UGUUUAGCUGCGAAUUUACUUGGACCUCAUUGGCUCAUGUCUCUGUCAGUCACACGGGGCCUGGACAUGGCGGUCGCCGGCAGCUGGCAGCCUCCCCGGCCCUGCGAGGUCUACCGCGCGGAGUGGGAGCUCUGCCGCAGCGCCGGGCACGUCCUGCACCACUACUACGUCCACGGCGAGCGGCCGGACUGCAGGCAGUGGCUGCGCGACCUGGCCAGCUGCCGCGAGUGGGAGGAGAGCCGCAGCCCGCGGGCCCAGCGAUCCCUCUGUGAGAGUGAGCAGGCACGGGUCCAGGCUGCACAGAAGCACACCCUGGUGUGGGCCUUGAGACAGAGACCCCCUGCAGACUGGAACGUCCCUCUACCACAGGAGAAGGACAAGUGAUGAGUGACAAGCAAUUGCAACCAAGCUCUUGACCUGGACUUUGACCUGGGACACAUGGACGGCAUUCCAGCUCUGACUGCGUGUUGCCCAGGCAUCGUACCACUGUGAUACUCUGGAAGACACCUGUGUCCACAAUUGCAAGAAACCAAGCACUGUGGAAAGUACCUGUGAGCAACCAGGUUGGUCCAUUGUGUCCAUGCCACCUCCCCUGAGGUGUGAGAGCCUCAGGUACACAGUGGCAGCCCUGACCUGUGUGGAUACGUGGCACAGUAGUCAGAAAGGUUGCUAAAUGGUUCUGCAGCAAACGGCUCUCUUUGACCAAGAGAAAUGGACCUCGAUGUCCUGGGUUUGGUGAUUACUGAGUUAUCCAUGCAUGGAGCUUGGAUACUUGCUCAGCUGCGCUGGAGAUACAGUAGAACAUGUUCAGUGGGCCAGGCAACUUGCCCCUUUGUACCAGCACCUUUUACUGGUUUUGCAGACUUUUAAAAAGAAAUACACACAGCCUUGCAGGAACCACAGAAUCUGGGGUCAAGAAAUCCAAGUCCCAAGCAGAAAGUAAGACUUCAAGUCCAAAAAAUAUGAGAUUGAGGCCUCCUGAUUGCUCCUCAUCAUGAAUGUAUUAAAAGCUGUUUUGCAUGUUCCAUUCCAAAAGCAACCUGAAAAUUAAAGCUACAUUUGUUACACUCUC